AAUUGGUCAGCAUUGGAGUCUUUGAAAGGGAACGGCUGUGAUUGGCUGUAGGCCAUUUACAUCGCUGCCGCAAGACCCAUCCAAAAAUAGACCCGAGUGUCGCUGUCAGGUUCAGUACGUUAUUCUCUAUCACGAACGAAUCGCGAGCACAUUUGUGAACAUGGGAAACCCCAGAGUUUUCUUUGACAUCACAAUUGAUGGCGCUAACGCCGGCAGAAUUGUAAUGGAGCUCCGGGCUGAUGUGGUCCCAAAGACUGCAGAAAACUUCCGUGCUUUGUGCACUGGAGAGAGAGGUUUUGGCUACAAAGGCUCCACAUUUCACCGUGUGAUCCCUAAAUUCAUGUGCCAGGGUGGAGACUUUACCAACCACAAUGGAACAGGGGGCAAGUCCAUCUAUGGAGAGAAAUUUCCUGAUGAGAACUUUCAGUUGAAGCACACAGGCAUGGGGACACUGUCCAUGGCCAAUGCAGGGCCCAACACAAAUGGUUCCCAGUUCUUCAUCUGCACAGCCUCAACUGACUGGCUGAAUGGGAAGCAUGUGGUGUUUGGCAACAUUGUGGAGGGUAUCGAUGUUGUCAAGGCAAUGGAGAAGCAAGGCACAAAGAGUGGCACAACUAAAGCCAAGAUUGUCAUUGCUGACUGUGGCGAACUAAAAUAGUGUAACUCAUUCCCUUAUCAGAUAUAGCCUUUAUCAUCCACGCCAGUCAGUUUUUAUGGUUCAGCAUAUCAACAGUCAGAAUGGGGAAAAACACCAAGUUGACCAACUUUCUCCUUCUAAAAUGUUUCUCUGCUGUGUUGUCAUUUGUCGUGUUACUUUUUGUUUGUUUGUUUAAAUAAUUUAUUUUGUUUUAUUUCUUUUUACCUAUAACAUUAUCCUUUUCAUGAUCACAUUUGUUAACAAAAUCUAGAUAAAAUGGUGGUGGUGUUAUAAAUAAACUAAUUGAAAGCAUG
Pundamilia nyererei is the source of this 951-nucleotide messenger RNA. RefSeq names its product peptidyl-prolyl cis-trans isomerase. Gene Ontology annotation, molecular function: peptidyl-prolyl cis-trans isomerase activity; cyclosporin A binding. The transcript is spliced from 5 exons. NCBI's taxonomy places the organism in Eukaryota, Metazoa, Chordata, Actinopteri, Cichliformes, Cichlidae. Gene Ontology annotation, biological process: protein peptidyl-prolyl isomerization; protein folding. Gene Ontology annotation, cellular component: cytoplasm; intracellular membrane-bounded organelle. The record is from RefSeq and is a predicted model, not a curated record. The coding region runs from base 161 to 658 and encodes 165 amino acids.